This is a messenger RNA of Aspergillus eucalypticola CBS 122712, 998 nucleotides long. RefSeq names its product oxidoreductase, short-chain dehydrogenase/reductase family. The transcript has 4 exons. The coding region runs from base 93 to 926 and encodes 277 amino acids. The record is from RefSeq and is a predicted model, not a curated record. Lineage: Eukaryota; Fungi; Ascomycota; Eurotiomycetes; Eurotiales; Aspergillaceae.
GUUCAUCUUUGAUUCUAUUCUUUCACUUUAUUGCAAGAACAUAUAUACAUACAUACAUACAUACACAGACAAUUAUCUUAUAAUCUAGCACAAUGGUUGGACGACUUGCUGGAAAGAAUGCGCUCGUUACUGGUGCUGCGGGAGGCAUCGGUCUCGAAACCACCAUCCUCAUGCUCCGCGAGGGCGCCUCCGUGCUGAUGACCGAUGUCAGCGGCCCCGGACUUGAAAAGGCCCUGAACAAAGUGAACGAGGUUGUGCCCGAACGUUCCGGCAAGGUGGAGACUCGCGUUGUCGAUGUCUCCAAGGAGGCUGAUGUGGAAGCUGCCGUGGGACAUCUGGAUGCCUGGGGUGGAUUGGAUGUCAUUUUCAACAAUGCGGGCAUUAUGCAUGCGAAGGAUGGCGACUCGGAGGAGACUCCCGAGGCGAUCUGGGACUUGACCAUGAACAUUAACGUCAAGGGUGUGUGGUAUGGAUGCAAGCAUGCUGUCAAGAGUCUCAGGAAGCAUGGCAAGAAGAAGGGAAGUAUUAUCAACACGGCUAGUAUGGUUGCUUUGGUUGGUGCUGCUACGCCUCAGUUGGCGUAUACGGCUAGUAAGGGGGCGGUGUUGGCUAUGACUCGCGAGUUGGCCAUUGUGCAUGCUAGGGAGGGUUUCCGGUUCAACUCUUUGUGUCCCGCUCCGCUUAACACCCCCCUUCUGCAGGAUUGGCUCGGUGACGACAAGGAGAAGCGCUUCCGUCGCGAGGUUCACUUCCCCACUGGUCGUUUCGGAGAGGCCAUUGAGCAGGCCCACGCCGUCAUCUUCCUGGCUAGCGAUGAGAGCAGCUUCGUCAACGCAGCUGACUUCGUCGUCGAUGGUGGUCUGACCAAGGCGUAUGUGACCCCUGAGGGUCCUGCCACUGAGGCCCCCAAGAACCUGGGUCAAUAAGCAGCGACCUGUCUGGUCAGGACGCUAUGAGUGAUGAUUGUAUGAUAGACUGGUUGAUUAGGCAAACGAUAU